AUGGCUAUUCCAGUGAUUGAUUUCUCAAAGCUUGAUAGUGAGGAGAGGGCCAAAACAUUGGCUCAGAUUGCCCACUGCUGUGAAGAAUGGGGAUUCUUUCAGUUAGUGAAUCAUGGAAUCGCAGAGGUGCUCCUGGAGAGGGUGAAGAAGGUGGCAUCUGAAUGCUACAAAUUGGAAAGAGAGGAGAAUUUCAAGAAUUCAAAGCCCGUAAAGCUUCUAAAUGAAUUGGUGGAAAAGAAAAGUGUGGACAAAUUGGAAAAUUUGGAUUGGGAGGAUGUUUUCCUUCUCUCAGAUGACAAUGAAAAUGAAUGGCCAACUAAGACUCAUGUAUUCAAGGAAACCAUGAAGGAAUACCGAGCUGAACUGAAAAAACUAGCUGUUAAAGUCAUGGAAGUAAUGGAUGAAAACUUGGGAUUACCAAAAGGGUACAUCAAGAAAGCCUUUGAAGGCGCAGGAGAAAAUGAAACCGCCUUUUUCGGCACCAAGGUGAGCCAUUAUCCGCCAUGUCCUCACCCCGAAAAGCUGACUGGCCUUCGGGCACACACUGACGCUGGUGGCGUCAUCUUACUAUUUCAAGAUGAUGAGGGAGAUGGAUUGCAUUGCAGGCCAUCUCCCCCUCGUCCAUAA
Molecule: messenger RNA, 627 nt
Organism: Fraxinus pennsylvanica
Lineage: Eukaryota; Viridiplantae; Streptophyta; Magnoliopsida; Lamiales; Oleaceae
Source: the annotation of a GenBank genome assembly